This is a messenger RNA of Serendipita indica DSM 11827, 1617 nucleotides long. Lineage: Eukaryota; Fungi; Basidiomycota; Agaricomycetes; Sebacinales; Serendipitaceae. The record is from the annotation of a GenBank genome assembly.
AUGCCAGCGUGGAACACAACUGUACAAGACUAUUCACCCCUUAUCACAUAUUCCCCUGUCGAAGCGUGGAGAGGUGGUUCAACUGUAGCGACAUCAAACCCAGGAUUCUACGAAUACUUCAACGAUGAGUAUAAGACAACAAAUAUAACCAACGCGACUGCUUCAUUCAUGUUCAACGGAACCGGUGUCUGGGUAUAUGGCUCCAAAGGGAGAGAUCACGGAGAAUAUACAGUGCUGCUGGACGGACACCCAACCGUGCUCAACGGUAGUGCCCCUAUACCCCUCUUUCAGACAUUACUGUUUGGAGUCGACCACCUGAGCCAAGGCCAGCAUAUACUACAGAUUAUCAAUACGGAAAGAAACUCUGCUCACUCGAAUAUUGACGUCGAUUUUAUCACUUGGGAACAAUCGCGGCCAGACGACACGCUCCUCCAACAUUUUAUUAAAGUCACAGCGGAGACAGGCUGGGACUAUGGACCGUCUUGGAGUCUGGAACAGACCCCUCAGGCACCGGAUAAGCAACUUCUCAGCACUUCGCCCAACUCCACCGUAACUUUGACCUUUUCUGGCUCACAUAUCGACAUUUACGGCUUGACCAAUGCAGAGUGUGGAUCAUUUGUGGCCUCCAUUGAUGGUGACGAAGGCAGCGGACUGCUGUCCUGUUAUACCCCUGAGAGUCACUCUCAUGUGUUGCUAUAUUCGGUUGACACCAGUGGACUGGGUGUUCAUAAUCUGACCAUUACUAGCAAGGAAGACCAGGGCCGCAAGGGACUAGUUCUCAGCCAUGCCAUCGCGACGACGAGCAUCAACUUUCAGGCUAGAUCAGAUCCUCCACUAUCCGGCCCCGUUGGCAGUCGAAGUGGGCCUCCGAAUGCAAGAAUGGCGCUCAUUAUUACCUUUUCAGUCCUCUCUCCCCUCCUUGCGUUGUUCCUCCUUUACCUUGUGUUUGUGAGGAAACAGAGAGUGCACCGGAUCACACAUGACAAGGAACGGAAAAUUCAAUUGGAUGAAGAACUAGGUCAUGCGAACGGGAUGUUGAUAUUGCCGUAUGGCCGACGUGGUGUACGGGUCGAUCUACCUCGCAUAAGUUCCUGGGCAGACGGCAAGCUGGCGGAUAGACUGGACUCCAUAGACUCUUUGGAAGGGUCUUUCGGACAGGAGCCAGGUCGGGUAUACGAGCAGGAGCGGCCGCCACCACUAGAGGUCUCGGAGCGGCGGCGCUCCAAUGGCCUAAAGAGAUCGCAAAGCAGCCCUCCUCAGAUGUCAUCACAAGCCGUACCGGGCAAGAAACGACACGUCGGCAUCACUAGCGAUCACACCAGGGCCACGCGAGCCGCCGCGGUCCCGAGGCUGAUCAUCCCAUUGGAUACAAAUCAGGCAGCCGGCCACCGACAUAUGCGAGAUGGUGGUCUGGGGGGAUAUGGAUUUGGUCGCGCGAGGUCGUCACCUAUGACCCCGCCGUCUGCACCACAGACGAUGAGCCCGCCGCCGUUUCCCGAGUUUCCAACACCAUUGCUUGGAUUAUCUUGGAAUACCGGGAGGAGCUGGAGAGAGAAAAAUAGGAGGUUAUCUCACCCUCCUCCACCCGCGUACGAGCAAGCAAUGGCCAACGUAUGA